UUACUCAAACUUUCAACUACGGGCGCAAGCAGUGACGCCACGAAGCAACCCCACUCCACUAUGAUAUGUACUCCUUUGCUAUCUAGCUUAAUUUACUAGUCGCAGCAGCUAAUUAACAAGCUAGCACAACCGUCGUCAUCCAAUCUUGAUCUCUAAGAAAUUAACUAGCAGCUAGCCUAGCCAUGGCGCCGGCGUUGAAGCUGUACGGGUGGGCGAUGUCGCCGUUCGUGGCGCGCGCGCUGCUGUGCCUGGAGGAGGCCGGUGUGGAGUGCGAGCUCGUCUCCAUGAUCCGCGACGCCGGCGACCACCGUCUCCCGGACUUUCUCUCCAAGAACCCCUUCGGCCAGGUCCCCGUCCUCCAGGACGGCGACCUCACCCUCUUCGAAUCACGGGCCAUCGCAAGACACGUGGCACGAAAGUACAAGCCAGAGCUCCUGUGCGGGGACGGAUCGCCUGCGUCAGCGGCGAUGGUGGACGUGUGGAUGGAGGUUGAGGCGCAGCAGCACCACGCGCCGGCGGGCGCCAUCGUGAUCCAGUGCAUCGCGGUCGAGCUCCUCGGCGGUGUGCGUGACCAGGCCAUCGUCGAUGAGAACGUCAGCAAGCUGGCGACCGUGUUGGACGUGUACGAGGCGCGGUUGUCGGGGUCGAGGUACCUCGCUGGGGGCACCACUGUCAGCCUCGCCGAUCUCUGCCACUUCCCGAUCAUGCGGUACUUCAUGGAGACAGAGUACUCAACCAUGGUGGAGGAGCGGCCCCACGUGAAGGCGUGGUGGGAGGACCUGAAGGCGAGGCCGGCGGCCAGGAAGGUGAUAGAGUCCAUGCCUCCGGAUUUCGGGGUGGGGAAGAAGAAGACGGAGGAUUGAUGAUCUGCCGUGCCUGUGAUGCUUUUUCAUUUGUUUUUUUGUACUUUAAGCACGAAUGAAUGGUAAAAUGGUUUCGGCCACCGAUGAAAUCACUAAUAUCCAACAAUUUGGGUUUUUAAUU
Messenger RNA from Brachypodium distachyon (stiff brome), 984 nucleotides. RefSeq names its product glutathione S-transferase 4. NCBI's taxonomy places the organism in Eukaryota, Viridiplantae, Streptophyta, Magnoliopsida, Poales, Poaceae. The record is from RefSeq and is a predicted model, not a curated record. Gene Ontology annotation, cellular component: cytoplasm. Gene Ontology annotation, molecular function: glutathione transferase activity; glutathione binding. The coding region runs from base 183 to 863 and encodes 226 amino acids. The transcript is spliced from 2 exons.